CCCGCUUUCAGCCCUGCCCACCUCACUCCCCCUGCGGGCGGUGCCGGCCCCUGGAGUUACAGAAGGUGCAGCCGCCGGAGCCUGGUGUACAGCGAGGGAGACAGAGAGAGAAGUUUCCCCGGAAGAUAUUCCUCAGGGAUCAGGAAUGUCUUCUGAGCCCACAUCUUCAGCUUCUGAGCAGUCCCCCACUUCUCCAGCGUCUCCACGUUCUCUCCACCUGCCCGAAAACCGCAGAACAAGAGAUCGCUCUCCAUCUCCCAUGCGAGGUUACCUUAUCCCCAGUCCCCUUCCAACUCGACGGACUAGGACAUUUUCAGCGACCGUGCGGGCCUCUGAAGGCCCCGUCUAUAAAGGAGUCUGUAAAUGCUUCUGUCGCUCCAAAGGCCACGGCUUCAUUACUCCUGCGGAUGGAGGGCCAGACAUCUUUGUACACAUUUCUGAUAUUGAAGGAGAAUAUGUUCUAGUGGCUGGCGAUGAAGUCACCUACAAGAUGUGCUCUAUUCCACCUAAGAAUGAGAAGCUGCAGGCUGUAGACGUGGUCAUUACUCACCUAGCACCUGGAACAAAACAUGAGACCUGGUCAGGACAUGUUAUUAGUUCCUAAGUUACCCUGCAUGGAGCUGUAUCAUUGAAGACACUCAACAAUGACUUUCACGUGAGACUGACAAAUGACUAUUUUGCAUAUUGAGUGGGAAAAUUGUUAAUAAGGUAGCGUUGGCCAAAUUACCAUUCUAACGAUAGGCACGAUACUUAAAAACAACAUACAAACUCUAAAGGAAAAAAAUAGCUUAAGGAAAUUUCCAUGCCGGGCUUGUCUGCUUUUGUGAUCUGUGACCUGAUUGAUAGUGGCUGCCCAAAGGUGUUAGGAACUCUAACUAAAACAGAUCGGAGUGAUAGAUUUUCUAUCAAAAUGGCAGCACUGAGGGACAUAGCUUAGAGACCCAAUAUCUACCUGUAACAUAUUGUUCCCUUGGGCUAAAUUUCUGUAAAUGUGGUGAAUGCUCAGGCAGCAGAAUGUCAGCAGAAUACUGCUAAAAAGUCUCUGCAUAAAUGUACUCAAGAGAGAGCGAGAGACAUUUAGUGCUGCAAUUUCUUUUCUUCAUAAGCUAAAUAACAAGCACGCUGUACAAAGUCUUUAUCUGACAGUUAUCAGUUUUGACAGCACCUUCUGGUUAACUGUCAGGUGGAACAGUUGCAAAUUGGCUCGCUGCAGGAGUGUGGAAUUGUUAGCUUUAUUAAAUGUGGGUUGUUUGUGAAUUUACUUCGUGUGCCUUGAUGGGUGAUUAGCAACAGAUUUACAGGCCAGUAGUUACAAAAGUAGGUUGCUUCACACUACACAGUGGAAAAGCAAGAGGUGGGAGUGGUUCACAGCCUCUGAUGGUGCCUGAAUUUAAUGAAAUCUUUAAACUGCCUUGAUUUUUUUCAUCUCUCCAUGUUUGAUAGAGUAGUUAGUGUCUACCAUGGUUCGUUAGCAUUUACACAUUCACGUCACUUAUGAAAAAGCGAACUCUGCCAUGUUCAGAUCACUGUAUAUAAAAUGCUGCGUGAAUUAUUUAGUAGCUUGAGUUAUAAAGCCUUGAGGUGGAUUCUUCAGUCAUGUUUUCCUGCAAAGCUUGCUCAGUGGUAUAUAGUGCUACCACCACCACCACCUAGAAUCUCUUCUCCGCUUCUGUUGCUGCUGGCUUUCAUGCAGACAAACUAUUGUAACUGUUUGUAACUCUGCACCAGCUCUGAUACUGCUUGUCCCCAUAAGUUUUCCAAAUGAAGCAUUGUCUUUACACCCUCCCUUCUCCCCCGAGUGAGCAGAAAUUAAAAUGGUUGGAAUGAAACUCUCUUCUCUUAGUUAUCUGGAAUUUGCCUGUUCACUAUAGUAACAAUCAGUACUUGUGCUGUUGUGGAAUUCAUGAAGAUGCUAUUUUACAGAGAAAGGUGAAACGUCUCAAGCAAUUUCAACCUACAGUGAUUAAAAGAAAAGAAAUGUGAAGGUUAAUAAUUACUGUGAUGUUUUGUUUUACUUUUAAUUCUUCUAUAUUGUACUAAAUAGCUUGUAAACUACUUUUGAGUUUUAAACUUGUAUUUGUUGUGGGUUUAAUAUGCUGUAGAUUGUAGAUUAGCAUACACUGCUUCCUUCACAAUAAAAGUUUAUUUCAUAACUGA
Molecule: messenger RNA, 2157 nt
Organism: Gopherus evgoodei (Goodes thornscrub tortoise)
Lineage: Eukaryota; Metazoa; Chordata; Testudines; Testudinidae
Gene: CARHSP1
Product: calcium regulated heat stable protein 1
Exons: 4
Coding region: 146-604 (152 amino acids)
Biological process (GO): regulation of mRNA stability
Cellular component (GO): cytoplasm
Molecular function (GO): mRNA 3'-UTR binding
Source: RefSeq, a predicted model, not a curated record